Molecule: messenger RNA, 2307 nt
Organism: Symbiodinium natans
Lineage: Eukaryota; Dinophyceae; Suessiales; Symbiodiniaceae
Source: the annotation of a GenBank genome assembly
AUGGAGGCCAAAAUCGAUGGGGUUCUGAGCAAAAUGGAGAUCGCAGCAGAGAAGGUCGAGCUCUAUUGCAACAGCAAAGUCAAAUUGCCCAUGGCCGAACUCGACUACUUGAAGACGCUGGAGGAUGCACGUGACUUCAUGACCAUGAUGGUGACGAAGACCAGUGACAACCGCCAGCAACUGGCAGACAUCUUCGGCGGUGACUGCUCCAGAAUAGCACGGAUACGGACUGUUCUCGAUGGCGUUGUGCUGUCGGACAUGAACUGCAACGACCAGCGUGUCCGAACCUGCACAGAGGCUUGCGCCACCAUCGAAAAGGUUUUGGAGGACAUGGGCCUGGGCUGGUGCUUGAAGAAAGCCUGCGAUGAGCAGAAGGCGAACUUGGGGCGCAGACGCAGCAGCGUGGACCGGGAAGCCCUUGCCCUCGCUGCUCAGGCCGCCCAGGCUGCCCAAGCCGCCCAGGCAGAGUCCACGGCUGUGGAGGCUGUGGAGGAACCCGACGUGGAGGAGCCUCCCAAGCCCUUGUCAAAGGCUGCCGACCUUUGGGCGCAGUCUGUUGACGAGGACUUCGUGAAGAGGGUGUUGGCUUGCACAGAAGCCACGGAACUGCACAGCCUGGAGAAAGAGGCCUUGGCCAGCAAGUCCUCCAAAAUUGGCAACUGGAUGAUCUGGAUGGUGCACCGGGCGCACCUUGAUGACCCCACCUUGGUGAAAUUUGACUUCACCAACCUGAAGAUGCCGGAGGGCAGCGUGGAGCCCCUCAUUUCUCCAAAGCUGGCGGUCGCCAUGGAGAGCAACACCCACAUCGAGCAGCUGCUCAUGGGCUGCACGAACCUCCAGGAUCCGGAGGCAGCCAUCCUGGCCGUGUCCCUCCGCUCCAACAGCACCCUGAAGGUGCUGAACAUCGACACGAAUGCCAUCCAACCCUUGACCCUCGAGUCCAUUGCCAAGGGCACCAGUGUCAACCAGGCUUUGCAGGAGCUGCGCUGCAACAACACAGCGAGCGGGAGGCUUGUAACAGAGGCCUUCUUGCACGCGCUGAAGUCCAACCCAAUGAUGUGCAAGCUCGGCUACCCCGUGACGGACCCCUACUUCCGGGGUGAGAUCGACAAGCAGCUCACGCGGAACAACGACGCCGCACGCAAGCGCCGCGUGGAGGAGAAGCGGCGAAGGGAGGCUGCAGAGGCCGCUGGCGAAGCGGUCGAGACCCCGGCAGGCGGCUACCCGAAGCCCAAGGCAGGGGAAGCAAAGGAAGCCAAGGAAGCCAAGGAAGCCAAGGAAGCCAAGGAAGCGAAGGAAGCCAAGGAAGCCAAGGAAACGAAGGAAGCGAAGGAAGCCAAGGAAGCCAAGGAAGCCAAGGAAGCGAAGGAAGCGCAGGAAGCGAAGGAAGCGAAGGAAGCAAAGGAAGCGCAGGAAGCAAAGGAAGCGAAGGAAGCGAAGGAAGCGAAGGAAGCAAAGGAAGCGAAGGAAGCGCAGGAAGCAAAGGAAGCGCAGGAAGCGGAGGCCGCCCCUGAAGCUGCAGCUGCAGCAAACGCCCUUCAUGUGGCCCAGGAGGCCCCCGCCGAAGCGCAGGUUCCAGAAGCGGCGGCAGUUGACGAGGAGCCUGCUGCCAAACAGGUGCCAGAUGUGCCAGAUGUGUCAGCAGACACGAAGACGGCGGAGACUCACACGACUGACAAGACUGACAAGACACCGGAAGGUCUCGUGGAAGGCUCCAAAGGAGCAUCCGAAGGUGAGAAGAAGGCCCAGACAGUCGAGUCCUUCCUUGCCGAACUCGAUCCGUUGCCGGGCAUGGUGACCACGGCCGAAGUGCAGGCCCCGCCGGACCUCGGCCUCCGUCAUGCGCUCAGAGGGGAUCAGUGGGUUCUCAACAUUUGGUUCAACAUUGGGAAGGUUCUUUGUGAUUUCAGGGCGCCGGCUUGUGUGGUGGAGGCUCCCGUGGCUCCGCUCUGGCUCCCUUUCGCUUUCUUGUCCUUGCUCAGGAGAGACCGAGAUGUCCCCACGACGGACCUGACGCAGCCUGACCCGCCUGGGUGCAAAGGCUUCAUUGACUUUGCCUUCAGUCGCGCCCGCAUUGUGCCCAACGACACGAACCCAGCGCUCUUCGCUCUCGAGGCGGUCGAUGGUGCUUGGCAGGACAUGAGCGACGCGCAGCGGACCUUCGAGUGGCCCGCUCAUGUGCUGACGGACGUUGCCUGUAUUUGCCUGUUUCAGUCUGCCCCGUUUGCACAGAUGAGGUUUGACUGCACUGAUUCAGCACACACCCGGGAUGAGUGGAUCGCAGCCUUGCGCGUCUUGCAGUCAUAG